AUGAGUCGUGGCUACUAUCGUCCGGAAGAGGAAAUCGUACAAGCCAAAGUUCUCCACCGUGAUCCGGGAAUAAUCGAGGAGAACUACGCAUCGAAGCCACCAUCCAGAAGAUCGUCUUCUCAUACCAAUCCGGACAGUUUGAUCAAUCAAAAGCACGCUCAACCACUUCCAUCUCCACUUCACAGUCCUGUCAGAAGUGUUACCGGAUUGACAAAAUUUGAGUCACCGAAAAUGGCACCCGUCCGCUCGAACUCACGUGGAUCUUCCACAUCUUCAGAAGACCUCAGCACGCGUUCAGUCUCAGUUUCAGUUCUCAAAGAUUCUGGAACAAAAGUAGAGAUUAUGUUGAAAGCACAUGGAUUGAAAAAGAAGAAGAGUCUUCUCAAUUCCUUCGUCACCGUGUUCAAAAAAUGUUUGCAGCCGAGCCAACCAUCUCGUCUAUUGGCAAAUGGAAAAUUCACAGAAUUCGUGCUCACCGAACACUCGCUUCGAUUCCUUCUCGAAGUGAAAACCGACAAAAAGAAGAAGAAGGGAAAUGGAAAUCGUACGGAUACAUUCCUCUGCGAAGUUAAGAGAUUCCCAUCUGAUGUCAAUCCAGACAGUGCACAGUUUGAAGUUCUCGAACCAGCAUCCGGCGAAGCAUUCAUCCUCCUCACACUUAUCAAAACUGGAAAUCUCUCGACAAACUGGAAAGAAUUCCUCGAUUCCAAUGGAACCAUUGAUGUCACAAUGAUCUAG
Caenorhabditis remanei is the source of this 738-nucleotide messenger RNA. RefSeq lists its product as uncharacterized. The record is from RefSeq and is a predicted model, not a curated record. Lineage: Eukaryota; Metazoa; Nematoda; Chromadorea; Rhabditida; Rhabditidae. The transcript is spliced from 5 exons. Bases 1 to 738 code for a protein of 245 amino acids.